GUCCUCAAGCGACGGCGCGUACGAACCUCCAUGUGUAUUACGUCUCGUAGACAGUGAUUUUCAUGACCGGCUUGUGAAUGCUUUUGACAGAGGACUAACCACUUUUGUCUGUUUGGAUGAUAUUUCGCAACCGACGGAAGCGGUAAAGAAGCAACUUUUACAGCUGCUUGUGCCAGAUAGAUUGGAUCCACUAUCUACGCAACGAAUUCGCAUGGUCCUGUUCACAUCCUGCCCACAGACGGAGGCUAAUGAAGAAACCGAAAGAGACAUAAUUUUGAAGCAAUAUUUCGUUCUCCGUGCCAUAAGGUCACCAAACGUAGAGAGAUGGUCAAUGCCGGAUGGCCUGGAGAUCUCUACUACUACACGUGACUUACUCCGCAAAAGUGAACUUUCUACGCACGCUGGUUGCGUAAGUGAGAACGGUCAUUUAGACAGUUCGAGCCAGAAGAAUCUGUCCCAAUUAGCUUUUGGUUUUGAUGAGCAAUCAGACCAGUCGAUCGACUCAAGCAAGUUAUGUUCAUCGUUCGAGUCGUCGGGCUUUUUGCUCGCAUUGCUGAGGCGCAAGCAUGCUACCUGUUCAGACGUAAAAAUUCAAAUUAGUCCAGCGUGCGCCGGUAGAGUAAUGGGAACACGAUCGCCUCGCAUUUCAGAUGUCCGGAGUUCAAACCUCGGCACCACCAAGGCUACGCGGUAUCGAUUAGUCCACUAUCGAUUGGUCCAGUUCUUCCCUCCUCGACCCUUUGGUGUGGAUUA
Molecule: messenger RNA, 753 nt
Organism: Opisthorchis viverrini
Lineage: Eukaryota; Metazoa; Platyhelminthes; Trematoda; Opisthorchiida; Opisthorchiidae
Exons: 3
Source: RefSeq, a predicted model, not a curated record